AUGCCGGCACCGCUCCCCGGCAGCUGGUGGGCGCUCACCGCCGGUGCCGCGGGCGAGCUGGCUCCUUGUCACCCAGCCAAAGUGACACAGCGGCGCGUAGGAUGGGAUGGGAGGUGUGGGUGCUGUCCCUCUUUUUUUUUUCCUUUCCUGGAGGAGGAGCGGGGGGUGCCGGUGCCGCGGGACGAGCCCCUGGACACGUCGGGCAUCGAGUGGAUCCGCAUGGGCACCACGGUGGCCACCAACGCGCUGCUGGAGCGCCGGGGCGAGCGCCUGGCCCUGCUGGUCACCCGUGGCUUCCGGGACCUGCUCCACAUCGGCAACCAGGCCCGGCCCCACAUCUUCGACCUGGUGAGGUGGCCGGGGCACGAGGAGCAGGUCGGGGCGCUGGCGCGGGAGCUGGGGUUCCAGCACGUGUCCCUGUCCUCGGGGGUGGCGGGGAUGGUGCGGGCCGUGCCCAGGGGCUACACGGCCUGCGCCGACGCCUACCUCACCCCCUGCAUCCACCGCUACCUCCACGGCUUCCGCGCCGGCUUCCGCCACCAGCUGCAGGUGAGGGGGGGGCGAGGGACCCCCACCGACACCCACCAUGGGCACCCAUCCCACUGGGAUCCCCUCACUGGCACCCAUCCCACCAGGAACCCCCAUGGGCACCCAUCCCAACAGGACCCCCCCCCCGGACCCCCCCACCGACACCCCCCCCACCAGACCCGCCUCUUCUUCAGGUCCGGUCUCUUCGUGGUUGGCCCCGAGUCGGCGGGUGCCCACCCUGGCCCUGCCUGUUACCGUAAGGGGGGGCCACUGACCGUCACCGACGCCAACCUCUGCCUGGGCCGGCUGCUCCCCGAAUAUUUCCCCCGCAUCUUCGGGCCGGGGGAGGACCAGCCGCUGUGCCGGGAGGCGGCGGCUCAAGCCUUCGAGGAGAUGGCCACCACCAUCCGGGCGUUCCAGGCCACCGCCACCGCCCUCUCGGUGGAGGAGGUGGCCAUGGGCUUCCUGCGGGUGGCCAACGAGGCCAUGUGCCGGCCCAUCCGCGCCCUGACGCAGGCGCGGGGCCACGACGCUGCCCAGCACGUGCUGGCGUGUUUUGGGGGUGCCGGGGGGCAGCACGCCUGCGCCAUCGCCCGCGCCCUGGGCAUGAGCAGGGUCUUCAUCCACAAGUACAGCGGGGUGCUCUCCGCCUACGGGCUGGCGCUGGCGGACGUGGUGCAGGAGGCGCAGGCCCCCUGUGCCCUGCGCUACGAGCCCCCCAACUUCCCCCGGCUGGAGGGGGUGCUGGCCCAUUGGGGUGUCCCGGUGCCCCCCUGGCCGCAGCUGCCGUUCCUGCUGGAGGAGCUGGGCUGCGACCCCAGCGUCCCCGGCCCCGCCAUCAUCAUCGACAAGAACAGCACCAUCGUGGUGGAGCCGGGCUGCACCGCCAGCCUCACCCCCUUCGGUGACAUCUCCAUCGCCAUCGGGUCGGGCGCCCCGCGCCCCGUCGGCCCCCAGCUCGACCCCAUCCAGCUCUCCAUCUUCUCCCACCGCUUCAUGAGCAUCGCAGAGCAGAUGGGCCGGAUCCUGCAGCGGACGGCCAUCUCCACCAACAUCAAGGAGCGGCUGGACUUCUCCUGCGCGCUCUUCGGGCCGGACGGGGGGCUGGUCUCCAACGCCCCCCACAUCCCCGUCCACCUGGGCGCCAUGCAGGAGACCGUCCAGUUCCAGAUCCGCAACCUGGGUGAGGACCUGCGGGAGGGGGACGUCAUCCUGAGCAACCACCCCUGCGCGGGGGGCAGCCACCUGCCUGACCUCACCGUCAUCACCCCCGUCUUCUGGCCGGGUGUCCCCAAGCCCGUGUUCUUCGUGGCCAGCCGGGGCCACCACGCCGACAUCGGGGGCAUCACCCCCGGCUCCAUGCCCCCCCACUCCAAGACCCUGCAGGAGGAGGGGGCCGUCUUCAUCUCCUUCAAGCUGGUGAAGGACGGCGUCUUCCAGGAGGAGGCUCCAGAGAUCCCCCCCCCUCCCCAUUCCCAGAUGCUGGAGAACCCCUUGGCUCCAGGCAGCGCCGUCUUCGACUUCUCGGGCUCGGGGCCGGAGGUGCACGGGAACUGCAACGCCCCCCGCGCCAUCACCCUCUCGGCCCUCAUCUACUGCCUGCGCUGCCUGGUGGGGCAGGACAUCCCCCUCAACCAGGGGUGCCUGGCCCCCGUGCGGGUGGUGAUCCCCAAGGGCUCCAUCCUGGACCCCUCGCCCGAGGCCGCCGUGGUGGGGGGCAACGUCCUCACCUCCCAGCGCGUGGUGGACGUCAUCCUCCGCGCCUUCGGCGUCUGCGCCGCCUCCCAGGGCCAGGCCACUGCCCCACGGGCCACCAGUGCAGCCAAGGCGUGUGGGGCACAGUAG
Messenger RNA from Calidris pugnax (ruff), 2373 nucleotides. It is a transcript of the gene OPLAH, whose product is annotated as 5-oxoprolinase (ATP-hydrolysing). Gene Ontology annotation, molecular function: 5-oxoprolinase (ATP-hydrolyzing) activity. Lineage: Eukaryota; Metazoa; Chordata; Aves; Charadriiformes; Scolopacidae. Gene Ontology annotation, cellular component: cytosol. The coding region runs from base 1 to 2373 and encodes 790 amino acids. The transcript has 17 exons. Gene Ontology annotation, biological process: glutathione metabolic process. The record is from RefSeq and is a predicted model, not a curated record.